Molecule: messenger RNA, 270 nt
Organism: Sinocyclocheilus anshuiensis
Lineage: Eukaryota; Metazoa; Chordata; Actinopteri; Cypriniformes; Cyprinidae
Product: transcription initiation factor IIA subunit 1-like
Exons: 3
Source: RefSeq, a predicted model, not a curated record
AUGAACAGGUCCUGAUGGAGCUGAAAACGCUGUGGGAGAAUAAGCUGAUGCAGUCCAAGGCCGUGGUGGGUUUUCAUACGGAGGAGCAGCAGGUUCUGCAAGCUCAACAGCAGCAAGCCCAACAAGCUCAGCAGAAGCAACCACAGCAAGUCCUCCUGCCUCCAGUGCAGCAGGCUCCUCAGCAGCAGGUCAUUAUUCAGGAUCCUAAGAUUCUCCAGCACAUGAGCACCACUGGAAUGGUGAGUGUCGAGUUCUUCUUCUCAUUGACGU